This is a messenger RNA of Australozyma saopauloensis, 879 nucleotides long. RefSeq lists its product as uncharacterized. The record is from RefSeq and is a predicted model, not a curated record. Lineage: Eukaryota; Fungi; Ascomycota; Pichiomycetes; Serinales; Metschnikowiaceae. The coding region runs from base 1 to 879 and encodes 292 amino acids. The transcript has a single exon.
AUGGCCCUCGCCGACGGUGUCUCUGUUUUUCUCGAUGAAGCCGUCCAUGUCGUAGGUCACGUCCAACGCGUAGUGGCUGAUGACGAACUUGGUCUGGCCAAAUCUGGGCUUCUUGAACACCUUGUUGGUGGGCGGCUUGUCGAGGUUCUGGUACAUCUUUUCGAUCCAGGAGGCGUCGUUACCGGCCGGCAAACGGGACUCCUCGUCCAACAAGGCCAACACACCCAUGCGGUUCUCGAUAAGGUUGAUGCAGGGCUGGUUGUCGGCAAAGUCUAUGAACAGCCACUCGAUCUCCUCCUUGACGUACUCUUCCUGCUCCAACUUGAACACGUGCUGGUUGAACUCCUGCUGCAACUUCUCGUUGGCGUAGUUGAUGCAGAACUGCUCGAACGAGUUCUUCUCGAAGUGCUCGAAUCCGUAGAUAUCAAGCACUCCAAUGAACGAGUUGAUGUUCUCCUUCACCUGCGGCGGACAGAGGUCCGCGUUGAUGUAGUCCACGAGCCAGUCGAACAACGCAGAAUAAAUAUAUUUGGCAAACGAGUCUCUGGCCACGAGCGCUUGCUGGUGGUUCAAGUUGGUGAUGAUCUUUUCCGAACGCGUGGUGAUCUGUUUCUUGACACACCACUUUGCGAACGAGCCCGCGUCGAUGCCCAAAAGCGCACAUGCCUUGACCAAGUUGGGCUCGUCGGAGGACAACUGCGCGUCGUUGCGGGUGGCGGCGAUGUCGAUGUUACCGAUGUGGAGCAACGCGGCCAAGAUCUUGUAGAUCUCGCUCUGGCACGACUCGUCGAUGCCGAUGAGCGCCAACGAGUCGUUGGUGAGCUGGAAGUCCAGCGAGUCGUCGACGCCGGGGAUUGUAGUGGCACCUCCCUGGUUUAA